AUGCUUACUCGUAGAACUGCUCAAGGCAAUCUUACCCCCUUGGAUUCAGAGAUAGAACGCACUUGCAAGUCGAAUAGGAAGCAAACGAAGGGAACUAGUUUGCCAAUUCACGACACAACGGCGGGUUCUACUUCUUCACAAGGGGAGGAGGACGAGAAAACACCACCAAACUCACCUGCACAUUCAACUCACGAGGACAAAGAGGAACCCCCAAGACGCGACAUGGCACUGAAGGAUGCUUUUGUUCCUACAGCUUCGGAAUCCCCCUCAUGCAUAGCUUACACACCACCGGGCAAUCAAGCCUUCUCCAUUCCUGUGCAGCUCCUGAACUCACUGCCUAAGUACUCGGGCACACCAUCUGAGGAUCCUAAUGUUCACAUUAGGGAAUUCUUAGAUAUUUGCAAGCUGCAAACCAUUCAGAACAUCCAACCAGAAGGACUCAGGUUACUUCUAUUUCCCUUUUCUUUAAAAGAUGAUGCAAAACGUUGGUUGUACUCGUUACCUGCAGGUAUCAUCACAACUUGGGAUGAAAUGGUUAAGAAGUUUUUGAAACAAUAUUUCCCCGCUCAACUGACAAAACGACUAAGGAGGGAGAUUCAAAACUUCACUCAAAAGGAUGGAGAUACACUAUAUGAGGCAUGGGAGGAAUUUCAGGAGUUGCAAAGGAAGUGUCCCCAUCACAACUUCAGUCUGAAUGACCUUGUCCAAUUUUUCUAUGAUGGAUUGGACAUAGCUAAUAGGGGCAGCGUUGAUUCUGCGUGUGGAGGGACUUUCAUGAAUAAAACCGGUCAAGAAGCAUAUAAUCUGAUUGAUGAUUUGGCCGACAACAAUAGACAAUUCUACACAAGGGAUAAACGUACAAGAGGACGUGGAGUGUAUGAAGUUGAUUCAAGGAACCAAAUGGUGGCUGUGGAAAGAAAGAUUGACAUGUUAAUGAAUGCCUUAGGCAAUGGCAUUAAGGCAACACCUCAGGUAUGCUCUAUUUGUUCCUAUUCUGAUCAUACUACUGAUAGAUGUCCUAUGUCUGCUAUGUCUGAGGAACAGGUGAAUUACAUGGGGCAACAAAGGCCCAAAUAUGACCCUUACUCGAACACGUACAAUCCGGGAUGGAAGGAUCACCCAAACUUCCGUUGGGGCGGUAAUGACAACGUGCUUCGACAUACUCAAGGCGUCUACAAUGGACCACCUGGAUUCCAACAAGGGGCCAAGCAGCAAGUCUAUCAACAAAAUCCUCCUCAACAAUCCUCAAGCAAGUCAUUGGAAGAACUAGUGAAGGAGAUGGCUUUGAACACUGCAUCAUUCCAAAAGGACACUGCAUCCUUCCAAAAGGAUGCCGCAUCCUUCAUACAAGAGGCAAGAUCUCAACUCAAAGAGCAUGGUCAAUCCAUCAAGAAUUUGGAAAGGCAAGUUGGGCAACUUGCAACCGAGAUGCAAACUAGACUUCCUGGCACCCUCCCUAGCACAACCGUUCAAAAUCCAAGGGAUGGACGUCGGGCUGAGCUUAAUGCAAUCACUCUAAGGAGUGGUAGACAAUUGGAAGAAAUCUCUGGGCACCAAAGAACAUCCAAGAAAGAUCAAGAAGAGAAGGAGGCGCAGAGAAGUUCAAGGGAGGAAGAGAGAAUCAUCCCUGGAGAGAAAACGAUCGAUCUCGGCCAUCUAAACGAUCGAUCGUUUAUGACCUCAGAAGCCAAACGAUCGAUCUCUCCAAUCCCAACGAUCGAUCUCACGGGGGUUGAUCAGAAUGUUCAUGUUUCUUCCCCUCCAAAGGUAAAAGAUCUUAAUCCUCCUAAGUUGGUUACUUCAUGUAUUCCUUUCCCUCGCAGGUUCAUGAGCUCCAAGAAAGAGCAAGAAGAGAAGGAUGUCUUGGAAACUUUUCGUAAAGUCCAAGUUAACAUCCCUCUCUUAGAUGCUAUAAAGCAAAUACCGCGAUAUGCUAAAUUUCUCAAGGAGUUGUGCAUUAACAAACGGAAGUACAAGGAGAAGGAAACCGUUGCUCUAAGUGAAGAAGUAUCCGCUGUGCUCUUGAGAAAGCUACCUCCUAAGUUGAAGGAUCCCGGAAGGUUUACAAUCCCUUGCAUCAUUGGGGAUAAAAGGUUUGGUAAGGCUUUAUUAGACUUAGGUGCUUCAAUUAAUCUAAUGCCUUUCUCUGUCUAUGAGUCUUUGAAUCUAGGUGAGCUCAAACCAACACCGGUAACUAUCCAAUUAGCGGAUCGCUCAAUAGCUCUUCCUAAGGGUCUUGUGGAGGAUGUCUUGGUUCAAGUUAAUCAUUUGAUAUUCCCCGCGGAUUUCUUUGUGCUUGACAUGGAACCCGAGCCUGUGCCAUAUGACUUACCACUCAUUCUUGGUCGUCCAUUCUUGAGGACUGCUCGCACAAAGAUAGAUGUCUUUGAAGGAACCUUGACCAUGGAAUUCGAUGGAGAUGUUAUAAGCUUCAAUAUCUUUGAAGCUAUGAGGUACCCUAGUGACAUUCAUUCCUGUUUUUCUAUUGAUGCUCUUGAAUUUUUAGUGCAGGACACCUUUGAAGCAAGUGUGGGGGAAGACCCGCUCAAGAAAACAUUGGAACUUGGUUUAAGCUCCCAGAAGCGAUCGAUCGCAGGGAAUGCAGCGAUCGAUCGUUUGUCGUCUGCCAUAAAAAUCGCUGCUUCUUCUUCUAUGGUUUUUGAUGAUGAAUUGCUUGAAAUAGCUGCUGCCCUUGAUGCUCCACCUUAUAUCCCAGCUAAGUUUAACUCUAAAUUCAUUCCUCUUCCAUUAACUGAUGAAAAACUUGCUCCUUCUGUGAUCCAGGCACCCAAAUUAGAACUGAAACCAUUGCCCGAACACUUGAAGUAUGCCUUUUUGGGAGAGAAUGAGACAUUACCAGUCAUCAUUGCAGCCAAUCUUUCUAUGAAUGAGGAAGAGAAAUUGGUGAGAGUUCUAAGGGAACACAAAUCAGCAAUUGCAUGGAGCAUAGCAGAUAUAAAGGGAAUAAGCCCUUCCAUGUGUAUGCAUCGAAUUCUCUUAGAAGAAGGCACCAAACCAUCAAGAGAGGCCCAAAGACGUCUCAAUCCGCCUAUGAUGGAGGUAGUCAAGAAGGAGGUUCUCAAACUCCUUGAUGUGGGCAUCAUUUAUCCCAUCUCUGAUAGCGAAUGGGUGAGUCCGGUCCAAGUUGUACCUAAGCGUUCUGGCAUCACAGUUGUGAAGAAUGAAGACAAUGAAUUGGUUCCAACCCGAGUUCAAACCGGUUGGAGGGUUUGCAUUGACUACCGCAAACUCAACACGACUACACGUAAGGACCAUUUUCCUUUGCCUUUUAUUGAUCAGAUGUUGGAAAGACUUGCAGGUCAUGCAUAUUAUUGUUUCUUGGACGGAUACUCCGGUUACAAUCAAAUUGCUAUUCACCCGGAGGACCAAGAAAAGACAACUUUCACAUGUCCUUUUGGGACAUUCGCAUACCGGAGGAUGCCUUUUGGUCUAUGCAACGCCCCUGCGACAUUCCAAAGGUGCAUGAUGAGCAUAUUUUCUGAUAUGGUUGAAAAGAUCAUCGAGGUCUUCAUGGACGAUUUUUCUCUCUACGGUGACUCUUUUGAUUCUUGUCUAUUUAAUCUAUCUUUAGUUCUUAAGAGAUGUCAAGAAACUAAUCUUGUUUUAAACUGGGAAAAGUGUCAUUUUAUGGUGCAACAAGGUAUAGUUUUGGGUCAUAUUAUAUCUGCUAAAGGGAUAGAAGUAGACAAAGCAAAGAUAGAUCUUGUACGCUCCUUACCACCUCCCACAUCCGUGAAGGAGGUGCGUUCUUUUCUUGGUCAUGCAGGUUUCUAUCGACGUUUCAUCAAGGACCACUCGAAGAUCACAAGACCAUUAUGUCGACUACUUCAAAAAGAUGUCCCUUUUGUCUUCGACAAGGAGUGCAUGGAGGCCUUUGAGAAGCUAAAGAAGAUGUUGACUGAGGCCCCUGUUAUCAUGCCACCGGAUUGGAGCCUUCCCUUUGAGCUUAUGUGUGAUGCAUCUGAUUAUGCCGUGGGAGCUGUGUUGGGCCAAAGAGUUGAAAAGAUCCCUCAUGUUAUUUACUAUGCGUCAAGGACGCUCAAUGAUGCCCAACUCAAUUAUUCCACCACAGAAAAAGAAUUAUUAGCCGUUGUGUUUGCUUUGGAAAAGUUUCGUUCAUAUCUUUUGGGUACUAAAGUUAUUGUUUUCUCUGAUCAUGCAGCCCUUAGGUACCUACUUACAACGAAGGAAGCAAAGCCUCGGUUAAUUAGAUGGAUUCUCCUCCUUCAAGAAUUCAAUUUGGAGAUCAAGGACAAGAAGGGAUGUGAGAAUGUGGUAGCUGAUCAUUUGAGUAGGUUGGUGCAUAGCUCAAAGGAGGAAGAAGAUGCACUACCAUUGAAGGAAACUUUCCCAGACGAGCAAUUGUUUGAAAUACAAAAAUUGGGAUCAGAAGGAAAAACGAUCGAUCUCAGCCUUUCUAGCGAUCGAUCGUUGGCUCAUACAGAGAGGUCAGAAAGCAAAACGAUCGAUCUCGCCCAUUUCAACGAUCGAUCGUUUUCAGGUUCAGAAAGCAAAACGAUCGAUCUCACCGUCCAAACGAUCGAUCUCGCCAGGAACCCGAAAUUUUCUUCUUCUUCUUUUGAGCCAUGGUUCGCAGACAUCGUCAAUUAUAAGGCAACCAAGCUAGUUCCGGAAAAUUUCACUCGAGCUCAAAAGGAUAAGUUGAUCAAAACCUCAAGGCAAUAUGUUUGGGAUGAGCCAUACUUAUGGAAGUUUUGCGCAGAUCAAUUGGUAAGAAGGUGUGUCCAUGAAUCUGAAUUUCAUUCUAUACUAACCUUUUGCCAUACUUAUGCUUGUGGAGGACACUUUGGAGCAAAAAGGACUGCCUUGAAGGUCCUUGAAUGUGGAUUCUAUUGGCCUACAUUAUUCAAGGAUGCUUAUCUCUUUUGCAAGACAUGUGAUAGAUGUCAACGUACAGGUAACUUGGGUCCAAGGGAUCAAAUGCCUCAAACUCCAAUCAUAAGUGUUGAAAUAUUCGAUAUUUGGGGCAUUGAUUUCAUGGGUCCAUUCCCUUCUUCAUAUGGCUUUCUUUACAUUCUACUUGCAGUUGAUUAUGUGUCUAAAUGGGUGGAGGCAAAAGCCACCCGGACUAACGAUGCUAAAGUGGUUUCAGAUUUCCUUAAAGCUCACAUCUUUUCUAGAUUUGGGACCCCAAGAGCCAUAAUCAGUGAUGGUGGAUCGCAUUUUUGCAAUAGGACCUUUGAAGCUCUCCUUCGGAAGUACAAUAUCACCCACAAAGUGUCUACACCAUAUCAUCCCCAAACAAGUGGGCAAGCGGAAGUGUCCAACCGUGAAAUCAAGCAAAUCUUAGAGAAGACUGUGGCACCAAAUAGGAAGGAUUGGAGCUUGAGAUUAGAUGACGCUUUAUGGGCUUAUAGGACUGCCUUCAAGACACCCAUUGGCAUGUCACCCUUCCGAAUUGUUUAUGGUAAGCCAUGCCACUUACCCGUGGAGUUGGAACAUCGAGCAUGGUGGGCGGUCAAGAAAUUUAACAUGGACUUGGACGUUGCGGGCUUGCAUAGAAAACUUCAGCUGAAUGAGCUUGAGGAAAUCCGCAAUGAAGCUUAUGAGAGUGCUAAGAUAUACAAGGAGAAGACUAAGGCAUUUCAUGACAAGAUGAUAAUGAGGAAGACUUUUGAUGUUGGACAAAAAGUCCUUCUUUUCCAUUCCCGCCUUAAAUUAUUCCCUGGUAAGCUUCGUUCACGUUGGAUUGGUCCAUUCGUUGUUACUAAUGUGUUUCAUCAUGGUGCAGUAGAAAUUCAAAGUGCAAAGACCGGAAUGAAAUUCAAGGUCAAUGGCCAUCGACUCAAACCUUACUAUGAGUCAUUUGUGGAGCAAGAAGUGGAGGAUGUACCCCUCCAUGAACCCCCUCCCCUUGAGUAAAUUUCUUGGUCCACGUCCGGCUGGAAGGACGUUAAAACAAGCGCUUGUUGGGAGGCAACCCAAACUUUUUUGUUUUUAAUUUGAGUCUUGUUAGUUCGUUUUAAUGUGUUUUGUGAGUGUGCAGGUGUACCCAUUAAGAAAGGCUAGGAAGUUUUCCUUUCCUGCUCGAAAACAGAGUGCUGGCUGCGCAGUCAGUCGACUUUGGCUGGCUGCCGUUUUUAGCUCCGAUGGAACCAGGAGACGUGCCAUAUAUGCAUAGAAAGCUCUCUGAGUCUAGUUUCUGUACGAUUUUACAGCACUGGAUUCGGAGUUCUGCUGCGUUCCCAG
Molecule: messenger RNA, 6231 nt
Organism: Rosa rugosa (rugosa rose)
Lineage: Eukaryota; Viridiplantae; Streptophyta; Magnoliopsida; Rosales; Rosaceae
Exons: 1
Coding region: 1-5904 (1967 amino acids)
Biological process (GO): DNA integration
Molecular function (GO): nucleic acid binding
Source: RefSeq, a predicted model, not a curated record